This is a messenger RNA of Paramuricea clavata, 5689 nucleotides long. The record is from the annotation of a GenBank genome assembly. NCBI's taxonomy places the organism in Eukaryota, Metazoa, Cnidaria, Anthozoa, Malacalcyonacea, Plexauridae.
UGCUUCUGAAAGCGAACGACAAAACAACAUGGCGGUGUUGAGGAGUUGAAAAGUUGAAGACAUGUGGUUUGAUGAAUAACCAUGGAUCUUGAUCAGCAGUGCCCAAAAUGCAAGACUAGUAAAUAUAGAAAUCCUAAACUUAAACUCUUGGUGAAUAUUUGUGGACACAAACUGUAAGUUUUGCACAAUUUGCUUUUUAACAUGUUAAAAUAUAUGCACAGCUGUACAAAAUGUACAGGCAUUUGCGUUAUAACUUUCAGAAGAAUGAACCUUAUCAUUGCUCAGCAUUUCCCCCUUGACAAGCAAAACCAUCUGGUAGUAAACAAAUAUAAGCUAAACCAGUUUUUGGCACAGUGUUAUUCAUCUUAUUUUUCAUAGAUGUCUUAAUUGUGUUGAUGUUCUCUUCACUCGACCGUCAGCAGCAUGUCCGGAGUGUGAGACGCCAUUGAGAAGAAGUGACUUCAGACUUCAACAGUUUGAAGAUUUGAUUGUGGAGAAAGAAGUUGAUAUUAGAAAACGAAUUAUUAAAAUGUAUAUUAUGAACAAAUACUACUAGUAUAUAAUUAUUAGGAAAAGUUUUGCAUUUUGCUGUUCCUAUUUAAUUGUUGAGUACAUUCUCAGCAUGCUAUGAAAUACUGAAUUACAUAACUACAUGAUUCUGGGAUGGUAAACUGUAAAGACUAAUGUAUUAACAAACAGAUAAACAGACAAACCUCUCAUGCAGUUACCUGACAGACAUACAAACUGAUAGACAGAGAAACAAACAGGUGGAUGGAGAGGACGAGAGGUAGACACAUAGAAAGACUAGACAGGCAAAAAUAUAAAACCAGUGCUGUAAGUAACUUGAUUACAAGUAACAAAGCUACAAGUAGUCGUUAUUUUUUGAAUAACUGUAACGGUACCUAGUUACGUUUUGAAAAGAAGUAUCUGUAAUUAGUUACAUUUUGGCUUAAAAUGGACCGAUAAUGCGUUACUUUUCUGAACCACAUUUACUUUACUUUUUUCGUUACAUUUUCACAUUAAAAUAUUAUACUUGCUAUUUUGUUUACACAAGCUGAUUCACACUAAAAUAACUCCUUUGCCUAUUCGCUGGUUUGCAGUCGGGGUAUCCUAUUCUUCAUAGCAAUUUAUUUAAACUCAAUCUCAAUGUAAUUAUUAAAUCCUGCAGAUUACUAACUUCGAAUAAGUUACAAGAAAUUGAAAAUAACUUUUUAACCAGUUACGAAAAUCGUGAAGUAACUUUGUAACGGUAACUAGUUACAUUGUGACUGUUAAUGUAACUAGUUUAAAAAAAUCAGUAACUUUUACACCACUGGUUAAAUAGACAAUCAAAAGGAGAAGAAAAAUGGACAGAUACGAAUGUAUCUUUACACACAGACAAACAGAUUCAAAAAACAAACAAAUAAGCACAAUGUUGAAACUGACCCAUUGAACGGCUGAGCACUCUCCUCUUGGCGAGUACAGUCGUCUGGCAUUAGACAGAGAGUAAAAUAAUAAAGUAGGGCGCAUUGCCUUUUUGAUGUUAUGUACUCAGGUGAAUAUAAUGUUCUGAUGUUACUCUGAGUGUAUAUCCACACCGGGCAGGCUGAAAAGUUAGGGCGCAUUGCCACUUAUGGGGUUAAAGUAGUAAAGUAUAACAAUUCUCAAAUUUGAUGUUUUUCAGUUACAACAAAAGAGAAGAAGAUUUCUCCAAUGAACCAAAUUCACUACGAGCUUACAAUGAUUAUCUUGAAGAAAUAGAAACUAUCGGUGAAGCAUCAUCACUUCAUAUUUUUAUAUCGGCAUAGAAACGAAAACAAGUCUAAACUGUGUUUAAAACUGUCUUUUGUUUCCUAGUUUGGAACCUCGCGAACAACAUUGAAGUUGAUGAAACAAACAGGAACGUUGAAAUGUACAAAAAAGAAAAUGAAAUCUUAAUAAAGAAAAACACUGUGAAAAAUGUAAGAUGGCAUAGACACCUGACUGGACCAAUUCGGGACGGGACGCAAAUUGGCCUGGUUCCUUACUUUCAUUUGUUCGCGUGCAAAUUUGUACGUUAGUUGGAAUUUGUGUGUUUUCAUGCCUCCCUGUGAACUCGAACGGCGAAAUCUUGCAAAUUUGAAUACGUUUCGAACACAUUUGCUACCUGUGUUAACACGUUUUAAUGAGUUUCUUCGACAUGGCCGCUUGCCUAUGUGCAUGGUAUUAGCCCGCGUGCAGGUCCAAGGGAACUGAUAUCAGUUCCCUUGGGCCUGCACGCGGGCUAGCAUGGUAUAAAUGAAUACGGUCUAAUAGACUAAUACUAACAAAUGCGGUUAAUAGACAUGUUUCGUUUACAACAGGUUUAAGGAUAGGCUUGUGAUUGGACUGAGAGACAUUCGUACACGAAAAAUGGGAUUAUAACAAUCAUACGCGCCUGCCUAAACAGGCAAACAUGAAAACGAGACCAUUAGGGAAACGUUCAAUAAACAGUAAAGUCUAUUGGCACGUUGCCUCCCACUGUGCGCUGCCGUAACCUGAUAAGAUCAUGUAGUUCUUGUUUAGUAACACAGCUCAGAUCGUGAAGUUGUUUUUUCCACAGAGCCGUGAGGAAGAGUUUGUUAAAUCUCGAAUCGAAGCGGAGGGCAGAGAGAACGAAGAACGUCGAGCACAAUUUGCAAAUGCUGUGAAAGAAGAGGAACAGUCCAAGAAAAAAGAGAAAGAAGCGCUGCUUGACGACUUGGUAGGAACCUUCUGUGUUUCUGUUUUGGGGGUGUUGGUGGCAUAAGUCGUUGAUCCAACCACAUUUUGAUUAUUGCAGUAGCGUAUGGGGCAAUUUAGGGAAGGUCUUGGGACGCAAGCUUCAAAAAUUACAAAAUAGAGCUUCACGGAUUAUUACAGGAUCCGACUACAAUGUUCGUUCAGCUCAGACCUUGAACUCUCUAAACUGGGAUAACCUUGAGAAAAGACGUUCUCAGCAAUUUGGGGUUUUUAUAAUGUAUAAAACAAUAAACAAAAUGGUGCCCGACUAUCUUUCAAGCAAAUUCAUACCAACUAAUGUAAUACACAACUAUAAUUUGCGUCACUCUGAUUCAAAUUUUUUUGUCCCAAGACCUUUGACUGAGUUGCUUCGACUUUCUCGUUAACCCAACUCGUUGCGUUUCAGAUAAGCUCUUCAAAAUCGGUGGAUGAAAUCGUUGCAAGUCACAAGCCUGUCAAGAAACCAUCAUUGCUUUUCAAAGCUGCAGAGUCGCAUGUAUUUAAACUGGUAGGUUGUUAUUUCUUCAUUAAUACCUUUUGCACACGAGUAUAGUCACAACCAUAUCCCUAGUCACAACCAUAUCUCUAUAGCGUUAACUCAAUUGUGUACGAAAUACGAGGAUAUUCACGCAACGAAUCACUCGGCCUUGAAGUUUAACUUUCAAAUUUCUGUAUCUUUUAGAACAAAGAAGAACAUGUUCCACUAGUUAUCAAAGAAACAGCGCCAUGUUAUGUUUACAAACCGUUGGAAGUGGAAAACUUUGGACCUAAGCCUCCAGUUGCUGCUGUCUUAAGGAGUAAAGGGUGAGUAUGCGGUCUUCUCGGCAGGCCUUAAAAUAUUGGUCGGUCACGGACAUUGUCCGACCCAUUCGUGAAAUUGUCCGACGUAGAGAGGAAACCACCGGACAUUCUGUCCGACCAAAGUGAAACUGAAGUUUAUUGUUUGUCCGACCCGAGCGUAAUGGUGUCCGACCAAACUGUAGCUUUGUCCAGCGUAAAUCAAAAUGUACCCUAGCCCAGGACUAGAGGCUUGUAUGUUAAAUGGAAAAUCAGAGUACUAUUGUAUAAAAGGUGAACUGGAAAUGUUGUUUUAACGUAGUCGAGCGCGGGGCGGCGACCGAAAUGGUGAAAUGGAAAGUUAACGGUCUUAAGUUGUCGAAGUCUUUUAAUACUGCUGUUCUGGGAAGCAAGUUAAUUUUGGCUUGGAAAUAAAUAUGAAAGAAACAAGUUAUUUAAUAUCUUUACAACAUUUACCGUUUAUUCAUUUGUGUCAUUCAGACUUAUUUCCGAGUCAAAACUGAACUGAAGGUCAUCGGACAAUAUGUCCGACCCAAACUCAACGUCACCGGACAUUUUGUCAGACGGCCCUGGAAAAGAUAUUUUAAGGCCUGUUCUCGCUCAGAUAAUAACUAUUGGCCCUGUGGCAGGAAUCGAACUGCGAUCCCGGUGCAGCGCUCUAACCAACUGAGCUACAGAGUCCAGUUGUCGAGCUCUAACCACGAGUUCUUGUAUAUAAUAUAUAGUCGAUGAUGUCAUUAUAAGGUAUGGGUAAAUAUCUUGCACUCGAAAUUCCCAUCUCUACAAAAACCCUUCAACUGUUCGUUCUAUCGAGCGAGAUGCCCCAAAAAUCUCGAUAUUUACCCAAUGUAGCAUUUUGUAAAACCUAGGGAUAAACACGCUGGCGUUUGUAGCACCAGGUUCACGUUUUAGUAAGAGUUACUAUUUUUAGACUUUUCUAAUUUUGUAUUCUUUUGUAUUUUAAACUUAACCCUAAUCCUAACCCUAACCCUUACUCUAACCCUAACCCUUUCCCUAAUCCAAACCCUAAUCCUAACCCUUACUCUAACCCUAACCCUUUCCCUAAUCCAAACCCUAAUCCUAACCCUAAAAGUCUAAAAAUAAUAAUUGUUCCUAAAUCGUGACUUUCAUUGUUAUAAAUAGCACUACUUUGAGUCUUGUACUUUCGAGUGCUCUUUGAGCGGGAUCCAUUUAUCUUUUCAUUCUUUUCUUUUCUUUUAGAUAUUUGUCCAACAUCCGUUCUGCUCAGGUGUUAGAACGUGCUGGGGGAUAUGGCGAGGAAAUCGCUUGCGAGCGAGCUCUGCAAGAAGCAUUCUCAGCAUUGUUCACUUGAAGAAUCCAGGAUUGUUGAGCUAGAUAUAUUUAGAGUUAACUGAAGCAGGAUUUGCUUUAACGACAUGGUUUUUUGCCAACGAAUGUCUAGUUCGAAAGAAGAGCAUGUGUAGAAGUACCGUUUGUUUGUCGUUCUCGGGUUGCCGAUCAGAAUUGAAAGGUCCCUAUAUGUAUACUAUCUCGUUUGUUCAAGAUGUUGGAUAUUUUCUAUUAAACGAAUGUUACUGUAAAUUUAUGACGUACAACCACCCUAAAAUAUGAUUUUUAGUACGUAUAAUAUUUGGGUAUUCUUAGAAGAAAUGAAUCUAUAUGAUAUUUUGUUAUAGUAAUCUUGAUCAAUCAACUUUUUUAUUGUCAAUAUUUCUGGAUAUGAUAUAUCAUUGCAUGAAAUUCUGCUGCUAAGAACAAAGGCAAACGUCAAUGACAUCAUAUCUGAAAAUUUGUACAGUGAAAAGUCUGAAGAUCUUUUCAAAGAAGGUAUAUUACAAAGAAGAUAUAUUACAAAGAAGAUAUAUUACUACAAGUAGGGGUAAUUCAAAGAAGAUAUAUUACAAAGAAGAUAUUACAAAGAAGAUGAUUAUAUUACUACAAGUAGGGAUAAUUCAAAGAAGAUAUAUUUCAGUUGGCACGCGAAAGUUUGAAUGAGAGUUCUCAACUCUCGUGCCGCGAGUCAAGCAAGAUGAAGAGUUGCAUGAGAGUUGAUAGGAGUUGGAUUGCGCGUACCAGUGAAACAAGCAAAAACUCGAUAGAACUGAUUUCAAACUAGCGCAACAGUUGCUAAUGAAUGCUAAUGAUAUGCUAAUGUAUGCUAAUGUAUGCUAAUGUUUGCUAAUAAUAUGCU